AUGGUCAAGAUCGCUAUUCUCCCUCUUGCUGUUCUUGCUGCCUUGGCUCCCUUUGCCGCCGCAGAUAACUGUAAGACUGGGCUCAACUACUGUGGUUAUAACCUGCUGAACAUUGGCAACUACGCAGCCCAGGUUAAUGGCGCCCUUGAGGCUGCCGGCCAGCCAACCGACGACGCGCACAUCCGCGAAUCCCUCUUCCACUGCAAUGGUGGCAGCAAUGGUGAUAUCUCCUUCAUCACCUACUGUGGCGGCGGCUGCACUGAUGGUGGCUCUGGCCGCAGCGACUACUGCUGA
Messenger RNA from Aspergillus fumigatus Af293, 294 nucleotides. RefSeq lists its product as uncharacterized. The record is from RefSeq and is a predicted model, not a curated record. NCBI's taxonomy places the organism in Eukaryota, Fungi, Ascomycota, Eurotiomycetes, Eurotiales, Aspergillaceae.